AUGUGCGAAGCAACUUUCAAAUUUACUCCACCCCCCGAAGCACCCGUUUUCCGUCCGACUCUCAAGGAGUUCGAAGAUCCCUUACUCUAUCUAGACAAAAUCCGUCCCAUAGGCAUAAAAACCGGCAUUUGUAAAAUCAUCCCUCCUAAGGGUUGGAAUCCUCCAUUUGCUGUGGAUGUGAACUCUUUUCGUUUUACCCCAAGGAUCCAGAGGCUUUACGAGCUCGAAGCGCACUCGCGUCUUAAGCUGGAUUUCAUUGGCAAGCUCUACCAGUUUUUUCGUCUUCAAGGCAUGGAGAAACUUAAAAUCCCCAAUAUUGGAGGCAAAUAUCUCGAUAUCUACUGGCUCCAAAAACAUGUGAUAAACGCUGGGGGUUACGCGAAGGUGAACUCAGCCAAACUCUGGCCCCAAAUGGCCGAGCGUUUGGGCUACCCAGGCGGGAAGUUUGCUAUGGCUAUGAAGACAAACUACGAGAAACUCCUCCUUAAAUACGAGCUCAUGAUCACUGCUCACUCCACUUCUGGUGAAAGUGGAAAACGACCUGCGGAUCCGGGCAGUGUAAAAUCUGUUCCCACUAAAAGGACUCGACUACAUGCCCAGGAGGAUGAUACGAAAAUCGAUUAUACGGCUAGCAAGGAGCUAAAAAACCUCCAAUUUUUCGGCGCAGGACCUAAAACUGUAGUGCCGAUUGGAGAAAUCGCUGUUCCAGCAAAAGCUAAACAAGAAAAUAGCGGCGAGUACCUCUGUCGAGUAUGUGAUAUGGGUAACAACGAGGCGUUCUUGUUGAUCUGCUCCACGUCGUCAUGCCAGGCUUGCUAUCACACCUACUGCCUCACACCACCACUGGCGGGAGUGCCGCACUACCAGUGGAAGUGUCCUGAGUGUGUCCGCACGAUCUGCUCCCGCCCGAUGGAUUCCUUCGGCUUUCCUCAGUCGUCUAAGUCCUACACUCUCUACGAAUUCGGCAUCCGUGCUGACGCCUUCAAAGCUAAGUACUUCAGAAGGGAGCCCAGUUCUGUACCAUGCUCAGAAGUCGAGCAGGAGUUCUGGCGCAUCCUGCAGGAAUAUACAGAGGAUGUGGUGGUGGAGUAUGGCGCCGACGUCCACGCCAGUGACCAAGGCUCCGGAUUCCCCACCGAAAUCCAGCUAGCCCGCGCGCCGCACCUAUUCACCUCUGCUGAGCAGAGGCGACAGGCCCUCGUCUACGCACAAAGCCCCUGGAACCUCAACAAUCUUCCCAUCUACGGCAAAUCUACUUCAGAGCCAAAUCGGCCGCCACCACCACCAUAG
This is a messenger RNA of Echinococcus granulosus, 1290 nucleotides long. Its product is annotated as Lysine-specific demethylase 5A. The transcript has 6 exons. Gene Ontology annotation, molecular function: histone demethylase activity; DNA binding. Gene Ontology annotation, biological process: chromatin remodeling. The record is from RefSeq and is a predicted model, not a curated record. Gene Ontology annotation, cellular component: nucleus. NCBI's taxonomy places the organism in Eukaryota, Metazoa, Platyhelminthes, Cestoda, Cyclophyllidea, Taeniidae. The coding region runs from base 1 to 1290 and encodes 429 amino acids.